This is a messenger RNA of Salarias fasciatus (jewelled blenny), 981 nucleotides long. RefSeq names its product trace amine-associated receptor 1-like. Gene Ontology annotation, cellular component: membrane. The coding region runs from base 1 to 981 and encodes 326 amino acids. The record is from RefSeq and is a predicted model, not a curated record. Gene Ontology annotation, biological process: G protein-coupled receptor signaling pathway. Gene Ontology annotation, molecular function: trace-amine receptor activity. The transcript is spliced from 2 exons. NCBI's taxonomy places the organism in Eukaryota, Metazoa, Chordata, Actinopteri, Blenniiformes, Blenniidae.
AUGAUAAAAACCCAGGAGCUGCCCAGAGUCAAAGAGAGCAGGGCCAUCCACCAGAACACAUGUGACUGGGCAUCCGUUACGGUUACUUCUUAUUUAUUAUGUGCAUUUGUAGGCUCGCUGUCGGUUUUGGUAACGUGUGGAAACUGUCUUGUCAUAAUCUCGAUCAUGUACUUCAAACAGCUCCACACUCCCACAAACUACCUCAUCCUCUCUCUGGCUGUGGCUGACCUGCUUGUGGGGAUUAUAGUUUUACCUUUUAGCACAGUACUGUCCGUCACUCUGUGUUGGGAUGUCACAGGUUUGCUUUGCAAGGUCAGAGGCUUCUUUGACAUGCUGCUGUGCACUUCCUCUAUUUUGAACUUGUGCUUCAUUUCCAUUGACAGAUAUUUUGUGGUGUGUCAGCCUCUCACGUACAGAACUAAAAUGAACACCCGUGUGACUGGGAUCAUGAUCCUGGUGAGUUGGGCCGUUCCUGCCGUGCUGAGCAUUGGAAUUGCACUACGUGACCGAAACCGGCAGCAAUCAGCAGCGAGCAACAUGAAAUGUGACAUAUAUCAAAACACCCAGUCCACUCUUGCAGGUGCCAUUUUUGCUUUUUACUUGCCAGCCGUCAUCAUUCUCUCUAUCUAUUUGAAGAUUCUGAUGGUGGCACACAGACAGGCUCGCAGUAUCCAGAUCAUGACAAAGUCUGGAGCGGCUGUAAGUAAAAUGGAGAGAAAGGCCACUAAAACGCUGGCUGUAGUUGUUGGAGUGUUUCUCAUGUCUUGGACUCCGUUUUUUCUCUCUAUCACCUGUCACUCACUGACAAAUUACUCACUACCAGGUCCUGUGCUCGAAACACUGAAGUGGUUUGGAUGGUCCAACUCAAUGCUCAAUCCAUUAGUGUACGGGUUGUUUUACAGCUGGUUCAGAAGAGCCUUUAAGAUGAUUAUUUCUGGAAAGGUUUUUCAAGGAGAUUGUUCUAAUUCAAAGCUGUUCUGA